GAAUGUCGAGAGCUCAGGGUGAAGUUUCAAAGUCUCUUAAAAAAAAGACUUAUUUUAUUUCAGAGACUGAUGAGUACUAAUUAUUCGCAAUCUUGGUUCAGACGAAAUCAAAGAGUUUCAAGACGCAGAAUUGGUGGUUUCCGGAAUGAGGCACAAGAUAUUCAAACUAAUCACAAAUGCGGCAAAGCUUUUUCAAGAAACACAAGAGAUGGUUCCUUUCGAAAGUACGCAAAGUCUGUAUUUGGAAAUUCAUCGAGAACAAUAUUACUUCAGAUUGCUGGCAGCAAAACUUGGAAAAGUAGAAUUCUUAAGAUAUUAGUAUUUUUGUUUUGUGCGUUUGGAUUUCUAUACCAAACAGAAAUUUUCUUAGAGUACUUUUGGACCUACCCCUCAGUUACUAGCGUUAAAGAGAGCACUCCUCCUGAAAUAAUACAGCCAGCGAUGACUUUUUGCAGUAAUAAUGAGUAA
This is a messenger RNA of Parasteatoda tepidariorum (common house spider), 468 nucleotides long. NCBI's taxonomy places the organism in Eukaryota, Metazoa, Arthropoda, Arachnida, Araneae, Theridiidae. The record is from RefSeq and is a predicted model, not a curated record.